Ectocarpus sp. CCAP 1310/34 is the source of this 338-nucleotide messenger RNA. The record is from the annotation of a GenBank genome assembly. NCBI's taxonomy places the organism in Eukaryota, Phaeophyceae, Ectocarpales, Ectocarpaceae.
AUGGUAGACGGCGUCUCGAUGAAGAUGGCGUUGCUGCUCACCUUGAACCAACUACUGUUCUUGAGAACGUUCCUCAAGACGUGGUCCUUGCUAAUCCAUAACAUUUUGGUAAGCGUCCAGCCGGGUCCCUUCGAAGCUACUGCUGUCACCUUCCAAGGCGAGGCCGGGGUGCUGCACCAUCAGUAGUGGUGGCCUCUCGAGAUCCUGUUCCUUGCCCGUGAGGAAGGAAGUGCGGCUCUGGCCCGGUGGCAACAUGUCAAGCGCUUGCAAGCGCAUAAUAUAUGUAGAAGACGUAUGUAGACUAGUCUCGACUAUCUAGCAUAUGAUGUAGGGGAGUC